This is a messenger RNA of Hemicordylus capensis (graceful crag lizard), 2866 nucleotides long. It is a transcript of the gene ST13, whose product is annotated as ST13 Hsp70 interacting protein. The transcript is spliced from 13 exons. Gene Ontology annotation, molecular function: protein dimerization activity; Hsp70 protein binding. The record is from RefSeq and is a predicted model, not a curated record. Lineage: Eukaryota; Metazoa; Chordata; Lepidosauria; Squamata; Cordylidae. The coding region runs from base 403 to 1368 and encodes 321 amino acids.
GGCUGGGGGCGGGGCAGCGUAGGGCGGGGCGCGCCGCGCUGUUUUGCGCGUGUCAGCGGGGCCUGGAGCGAGCGGUUGGGAACUUUCGUUACUCCUCUCAGAGAGAACCUGCGGCUGCGGCGACGGGAGUGGCGGUAGCGAGGCGAGGAAGAGGCCACCUGGCGAGCCAUGGACCUGCGGAAGGUGAGCGAGCUGCGGGCUUUCGUGAAGCUCUGCAAGCAGAACCCGGCCCUGCUGCACUCUGAGGAGCUGCACUUCUUCCGCGAGUGGGUGGAGAGAAAGGACUCCUAGAGAGAAAAAGAUGAAAAAUAUGUCUGGAUUACAAUAUACGGUGGUCGCACGUGUGCCUGUUUUGCUUUUUGUGUAUGUGCUGGUAUAUCGUGGACUGUGGCUGCUCCAAACAUGGGAGGUACAAUACCACCGGCUCCAUGCAACACUUCUGCAGAAGGGGCUGAUGAGGCAAGAGCAGAAGAAAAGAAGCCAGAGGAACCACCAAAGCCACCAGAGCCUGAGAGUGAAGAGAGUGACUUGGAAAUUGACAAUGAAGGAGUGAUUGAACCAGACAAAGAUGAACCUCAAGAAAUGGGAGAUGAAAAUGUUGAGGUAACAGAAGAGAUGAUGGAUCAGGCCAAUGAGAAGAAGAUGGAAGCUAUUAAUGCACUAGGCGAUGGAGAACUUCAGAAAGCCGUUGACUUGUUCACAGAAGCCAUCAAGUUGAAUCCUCAUCUGGCUAUUUUGUAUGCCAAACGAGCCAGCGUCCUUGUGAAAAUGCAGAAGCCAAAUGCUGCUAUUAGGGAUUGUGAUAGAGCCAUUCAGAUUAACCCUGAUUCAGCACAGACCUACAAAUGGCGAGGAAAAGCCCACAGGUUGCUGGGUCACUGGGAGGAGGCUGCACAUGAUCUGGCAUUAGCCUGUAAACUGGAUUAUGAUGAAGAUGCUAGUACCAUGCUGAAGGAGGUGCAGCCACGAGCUCAGAAGAUUGCAGAACACAGAAGAAAAUAUGAACGAAAGCGUGAAGAGAAGGAAAUCAGGGAAAGGAUGGAAAGAGUAAAGAAAGCCCGAGAGGAACAUGAGAGAGCUCAGAGGGAGGAGGAGACACGGCGACAAACAGGAGGAUCUCAGUUUGGCGGCUUCCCGGGGGGCUUUCCUGGUGGAAUGCCAGGUGGCAUGCCUGGGAUGGGGGGUAUGCCUGGUCUCAAUGAAAUUCUUACUGACCCAGAAGUUCUGGCAGCCAUGCAGGAUCCAGAAGUCAUGGCAGCUUUCCAAGAUGUUGCUCAGAAUCCAGCCAACAUGUCAAAAUAUCAGAAUAACCCUAAAGUCAUGAAUCUCAUUGGCAAACUAUCAGCUAAAUUUGGAAGUCAACCUUAAAAUCCCCUUUCAUUGCGAGAGGUGGGGAAAGUAUUGAUUACUUACUGUAUGUUGCAAUAACACAAACCAUUGUACCUCUGAUUCUCAAAAGAGAAGUAGAGUGCUCUGGGUAGAAUCACUCUUUCCCCUCCCUCCAUGCUUCAAAAAUGAAUUGCAGUCAGUUGAUGACUACUUGGUUUCUAUUUAAAAAUCACACACUUUCCCUUCUCACCUUCUCUGCCCAGGAGUUUCUUACUUCACAGUAUUGUACUUUUAAAAUUGUGUUAAUUGUAAUCUUCCAGUAGUUUGCACCAAAAAGUCUAGUGGGGGGGUGGCGGGAGUGGAGGGUUGUGGUGGCUCUUUUUUAUACUGGCUUUGAGUUUCUGCUUCCCAGCAGAACUUCUAAAUAGUGCUUAAGCCCUAUACAUGAGAUGAGGGGAUCUGUUUUUUAUUUUUUUGUUUAAACUGGAAGAAGUAGUACAUAAUUUGUAUUCAUUUUUACAUUCACAAGAGUGACUUAAACAAUUAAAUGGAAACUUCACAGCUUAGAUCCCUUUAGCAAUGGGAAAUGUCCCUGUCAAUUUGGCUUUCAAUAUGUUGGUACAAAUAUCAGAUUACUUUUAAAAUCAAUGUUAAACAGAAACAUAUGACCUUGUCAAGUUGUAUAGAUAGCAGGUGUUUUUAUCAGCAUUAAUAAGCUGGCAGACUUAAAUGGCUUGGAGCCUUCCAUUACUUGUACUGAUUGACAGUUGAACAUUGUUGUCAGGCUUCAUUUCUUUAAUAUUUCUGGAAGGAAACAAAUUGGUUCCCACUAUCAUCUUGCAUUCACUAUAUUAGACAAUUUGCAAUGCAAGUAUGCAGGAUAUGUCUGCUGUGAAGUGCAGAAAUCACACAGUGGAGAAGCUCUAGAUCUUGAGUUUUGAGACCCAAUAAGCCUACAUAUCUUGGCCGAAACAUUGAUUUGGUGUUGUCCAUCCCAUUUGUGUGGCUGGGUACUCUCCAAUUUCCCAUAGUUCCCAGUUGUCUGUCUCUAAUACUGGUUUUAUGGGGGUUUUGUUAAUGUAUUUUCACAUAAUUUGUGGGGCUUGAGUUUGGAAGAGAGGUGGUCUGGGCUGGAAAUGACAGAGUUUCAAUAUAAUUACAGCAUGUGUAUUCAUUGAAUACAUUGCUGAAAUGUUCAUUGACAGCUAAUACAAUUAAAUCUCUUUUCCUAUACUAAAUUUGAUUUUCUGCUUUUAAUGUUGGAAAGCUUAUUAUGAUUAGGUCUUGGACACUUCUAGGGAUUUUGAAUGUUGCUUGUUCUGUGCGCUUGUAAUUUUGUCUGAAUCCAUAAGCUAUGUCAUCUUUUUUCUUUAAUUAAACAUAGAGUGAUUUAGGAACUCAACAUUUUAAAAACAAACCCCAGAAAGGUUUUUUUUCCUUGAAUGAAAGGAGAGAUGAAUUCAUUUUUGCUUAAGAAAUAGUUCUGAAAAUACUUCUAGUUGCCUUUUAAAAAUAAUAAAAUCUGGUUUUGAAGAAA